AUGGGCCUUGUACCUAACGCUGUUGUGAUGAUAGCUCCUAUUGAUUCGGAUGAGGACCCCAGUUCGAUGAAUCUCACUCAAGUCAUCAUGGCUAUUGCGAUGAUGCAACAAUUCGUUCGCCAAUUCUGCACAAACUCCGUGCCUAGGUUGACUUUUGCAAGUGGUUCAGCGGUUCUUGCUAAGGCUCUGUUUGACAAGUACACUGACGUUGAUAUGAUGCUUACAACCCCAUUGGACCCGAGAGGGAUGCGGGCUUCUGAGCUGAAGAGGAGGCUCAAGAAUCUGCCCGGAUUCGAGGUGGCGAGUUGCUUCCAGGAUGAUCUCGCCAAGACGGAGGCAUACCGUGCAGCGAUUCUCUCAGAGUGGCAAUUGUUAACUGACAACAAGCACGAUAGUGAUUUCCACAUGCCAGGAAAAGAGAAAGCUGGACCUUUAACUUUUCAUCGAGAGGCGGACCCCGUCAACAAGGAUGGUAAAGACUUCUAUGAUACUCACGGUCGAAUAGACUUCAAAGGAGGAUGCUGA
This is a messenger RNA of Perkinsus marinus ATCC 50983, 525 nucleotides long. RefSeq lists its product as hypothetical. The record is from RefSeq and is a predicted model, not a curated record. The transcript has 5 exons. Lineage: Eukaryota; Perkinsozoa; Perkinsida; Perkinsidae. Bases 1 to 525 code for a protein of 174 amino acids.